Anopheles funestus (African malaria mosquito) is the source of this 11540-nucleotide messenger RNA. Its product is annotated as glycogen synthase kinase-3 beta-like. Gene Ontology annotation, molecular function: ATP binding; protein serine/threonine kinase activity. The record is from RefSeq and is a predicted model, not a curated record. The transcript is spliced from 11 exons. Gene Ontology annotation, biological process: negative regulation of canonical Wnt signaling pathway; signal transduction; protein phosphorylation. Gene Ontology annotation, cellular component: axon; nucleus; cytosol. Lineage: Eukaryota; Metazoa; Arthropoda; Insecta; Diptera; Culicidae. The coding region runs from base 2282 to 4756 and encodes 824 amino acids.
AUUGAUUGAAGUUAACAAGACUUCCUUAUGAAACAGUACCGGAUAGAUCGUAUGAUAGCAUUAGCUGAGAUUUUCCACUUCGAUCGACAAAAAAUGUAUGUUUCACAAAAGACAUCGAAACAGUGCAAUGAUGCAUGUGCAACUGUAUGCGCCUGCCAUUAUCAGGUCGUAUCUCGACGGUAGCCCGACUGUUGCUCUGACGUCGUCGUCGUCGUAAUUACCGACUGCGCGUUAAUAUGUCUUGCCAAAAGUGACAACAAUGCAAUGGUACCAGUGUUCACUACCCACACUGCCACAAACAAAGAGGAAGGGCCCAUACAUAUAACGUCUUACGUCAUGCAAUUGAACUAGACUGGCUUCCUAGUUAGUGGUGCACUGAUGCACAAACAACAUGGUAAGCUCAUACUUAGCUUCUUGUGAGGUACGUCUGCAGGUGUAGAAAGGAAAAUGAAAUAUUACAAAACCUUUCGUACAAAGAUUUGCUUAAAUGUUUGAUGAAAAUGCAAUGUAAACCGAACUGCAUAAAACUUAUAUAGAUUACAAUAUCUCAUUGAAAUGUGCAAAAAGAUAACUUGCCUGCAAAUCUUUCUUUUUUGUUUAGAGCGAGCAUAAUCAUGAAAACACGUUGAUGUGUGUAUUAAAGAAGAAAAAAAAAUUAUUGUGGCCACAAAGCUAAGACAAUGCUUUAUGCUCGCGGGUGUCGUCAACUGUAGCGUACCUGUUCGAUUUUCGCCCGAUAGUUCUCUCGUGAUGGCAAAGGAAAAUAACAAGAAGAUGUAUACAGAAUAGCUUACACCACCCACUAGGCAACAGCUGACUUUUCUUGGCAAACGUUUCAUUACUGGUCUCCGCCGACCACAUGUGAUCCGUGGCAUAAGUAGAAGUGGUCUGCGGAAGAAAUGUGUUAUGGUCGUUGAACCGAUGGUUUUAACACUUUAUUCAUCAAUUAAAGCGAUUUUAUUUGAUGAAUUAAUUCUACAAGAGAAUAUGUACAGAAAAUAUAUUUUUACGUUUGAAAUGGCAGCUCGGCGAUUUCACAGUAAAAAAUUUUAAAACAAAGAGUUUUAAUGCAUUUUGGUUUAAUAGAAAAAUAAUUUCUCGCUUUUUUGUUAAUGUUUUCAAACAAGCCACACAUGCCUUUAAAUAUAUGUCGAAUAAAAUGUGGUCCGCAGUACUAAAAAGGUUGGGAAACACUGUACUCUACAGCACCUCAACAGCCAUAAUGGUAUGCUUGAAUGAAUCGUAAAAAAGCGCAUUGUAAUUCGUGUGUUUUUUGUCUUCUUCACUUAAUUCAUCGCUUUCUUGCGAGUUACAUACAUUUGUUGCUAUUAAAAUAUCAUAAACUUUAUUGCAUGUACAAAUACUUCCAUGAAUGCAAGUAACCAACGUGAAUAUUCUAAACCGCUGAUUAGAAUUAAAUUAUGCUACUUCAUUUUAUCUAAAGUUUGAGAAAAGCGCUAACGUUUCCUCCCUUAGCUACAGUAUAGCUAAAGCUCUAUAAAUAAUCUCACUAUUAAUCUGACAUGCUUCUGCCCCCCUCAAAGCGUUAAACCAAUACAAAAGCUCAACAUAGCUCAACCGAAAGCCAAUGGUGACAUGCGGAAUGAAUUGAAUGUCUCAAUAUCGAUCGGUAUCGGUGGUGGUGCUAACGUUGAUGCAUUCUACUAAACAUUGAAAAGUAACAUGUAACGCCUUUCUGUAACGUCAUUGUGUCGAAUCGCUGUGAGAUAUCGUACAAAUAGGUGAAUAAGCAAAUGAGCUGAUGCAAAUUAGCGCCCAUCAACGUGUAUGUGUGCUGUUUGUGUUCUUGUUAGCAAAACUCAUCCCCAUGUGUGUGAUUUUGUGUGUCCCAUUAAUACAUCUUUUUUAAAAGAAAAAAUAUAUUAAAACAAAUCAACACAAGGUCGCAGGGAACCGAACAACAAAGGGAGAUUCGUCUUCCUUAUCGAGUCCUCUCGUAUACACAAUUUGCUGCAUCCAAGCAAAUCGGGAAAUCAGCCGAAAAGGGAGCAUCUGUGCGAAUGCAAUUUUCGUAGUGUUUUUUGAACUUGAACCAAUUUGUUGAACCUCAUUUGUGGUCGGUUCAGUUCACUGGCGGAUAUUGGUGCGGGUCGACGUCUACGUCGCUAGUUCACAUCGCGAUCGUUUGUCGAGUAGGGGUGAUUUAGUUUUCGUAACAAGUGAGAGUGAACGCCAAGCAACAACAAAAAGUCACCAAAUAUCAAAUAGUGCAAUCCGAGGGUUGUAAGGGAACAGUGUUCAAAGAACAACCAGAAACACAAUGCUAUUUGAAUCGGAAUGUGCAUUUUUUAUGUCGGCUGUUGCCGCCGUAUCGAAGGCAACAACCACAGCAACGUCGGAAUUGACGGAAGCAACCAACCGGAUGACCAUGUCGUCGUCAUCAUUUUCAAAAGAUGUUACCUUUUCCAACGGCUUUUUUGAUAUAGAACAACCACAGUUGUUGGUACACGAGCCCCAAACGCAGAAACGUGUAGAAUAUCGUUUGGAUUUGCAACCAAAGCAAGCGACAACGCAACAAGAAUUACGGCCCGAAGUCCAGCAACAAGAGCAAAUACAGCAGCAACAGCAGCAACAACAGCAGCCUGAAGAGCGACAACUUCAGGAUACUUGCAUACUUAAACAAAUUCCGCUUGAACAACCCAUGGAAGUAGAACCCAAGCAACAAUACCUUAGUAAUGAUCGGUUGGCUGAAAAAUCAAACGACCAAGAGCAGGUUCAAAAACCUUCCAAUGAUCAACAUGACCAGCAACAGCAAAAACCUGCAAAGAAAAAAUCUAUCUCAAAACAGAAGCAACAUUCUGCGGACGAAUUGUCCACUGGCAGUAAAAUGACUACCGAUUCCGAUCAUCCCAAAUCUGCCUCGGCACCGGAGGCAACCACCAAAUCCAAAGGAACAUCCUCCACCAAAUCAAAAACAUCCUCCUCCAACGGUGCUGAACCGAAAAAAGUCAGUCCAAAAACCAGAAAGGCGUCUUUAUCGUCGAUUAUCUAUCGCCAGCUGAUGGCUGCCGGUGGUCUGGGACUCGGUGUCGGUAUCGAUAAGACUGUGCCGAUACCGGCCCGAUUGCGCCCUCCGGUGCGAAAGUCACAAACGAUAGAGACGACCACCGUCGUCAAAAAGUCUUCCAACAAGACGUCUUCCACCUCGUCGAAGCCCAUCAGUUCUGAUUCGUCAGGCGAUCCCAUACCGGAGCAUUUCGGGUCAGCGAUCGGAGAAAUCGCAACCACCAUUCCGGGCAACAAUCCACCGGUGAGGCAACGAGUUCGUCUAGAUGCAGAGCAACUAGAAAGCAUGUGUUCGAUCUUCAUACAUCGAAUAUCUCCAUGUAAGGACGGUUCCAAAGUGACGACGGUUGUAGCUACACCCGGACAAGGCCCAGAUAGACCACAGGAAGUAUCAUACACAGAUACUAAGAUAAUUGGCAAUGGAAGCUUCGGUGUCGUCUUCCAGGCGAAACUCUGUGAUACGGGCGAGCUAGUCGCCAUCAAGAAGGUGUUACAGGACAAACGAUUUAAGAACCGUGAAUUACAGAUCAUGCGACGACUAGAACACUGUAACAUCGUUAAGCUAAAGUACUUCUUCUACUCCAGUGGCGAAAAGCGUGAUGAUUUUCCCUUGGACAUGGGACUAUUCGCCGGUGCCUUGCAGUCGCAGAAAGACGAAGUUUAUCUGAACUUAGUGCUCGAAUAUAUACCAGAAACGGUUUAUAAAGUCGCCCGUCACUAUGCUAAGAACAAACUAACGAUACCUAUCAACUAUAUCCGAAUUUACAUGUAUCAAUUAUUCAGAAGUCUUGCUUACAUCCAUUCGCUCGGUAUCUGCCAUCGUGACAUCAAACCACAGAACCUGCUGCUGAAUCCAGAGACGGCGGUCCUGAAACUGUGUGAUUUCGGUAGCGCCAAGCAGCUGCUGGACGGUGAACCAAACGUGUCGUACAUUUGUUCCAGAUAUUACCGAGCUCCGGAGUUGAUAUUCGGCGCCAUUAACUACACCACCAAGAUUGAUGUUUGGAGUGCGGGAUGUGUGCUAGCAGAGUUGCUGCUCGGACAACCUAUCUUCCCGGGAGAUUCGGGCGUCGACCAGUUGGUGGAAAUUAUCAAGGUUCUUGGCACGCCGACACGAGAACAGAUCAAAGAGAUGAAUCCCAACUACACGGAGUUCAAAUUCCCGCAGAUCAAAAGUCAUCCAUGGCAAAAGGUAUUCCGGACACGCACUCCACCGGAGGCCAUCGCACUGGUAUCCCGCCUGCUGGAGUAUACGCCGGGCACGAGGAUCACACCGAUGCAAGCAUGCGCUCAUCCGUUCUUCAACGAGUUGCGGGAAGGCAGCAAGUAUCUACCGAAUGGUCGCGAGUUUCCGCCAUUGUUCAACUUCACCGAGCAAGAGCUUGCCAUUCAGCCGAGCCUGAACCUUAUUCUGAGGCCCAGAAACCAAAACGAGGCAGCAUCAAAGGCCGGACAGUCGUCGAGCGGCUCGAUGGAAGGUGGCAGCGGAAGCAGUGGCAAUGGCGGUGCCGGUGUAGGCAGCUCGUCUGGCAGCGGCGGUGUCGGCGGUAGUGGCGGGGUUGCCGGUGCCAGCGGCACCAGCGAUCCGAGCAACCUGGCACAGCAAUCCUGCAGUGGUGCAGCUGGCGGUGCCAGUGGUAGCGGUGUCGGUUCGGACGACAUGACUGCCGCCAGCGGGGGCGAUGCGGGCACCUGUCAGCCUUCGGCUGCCACCUCAUCGAUGGGUUAGCUUUAAUUGUGUAGUUUCGACAGCAACCAGCAAGCAAAAUGUGUAAUGAAAACGGCAGGCGCCUUGCGCGCACGAAAUGGGACAACAAAAUUGAGAGCAAAGCGUGUUAGUUCUGGAGCGAAAGACCGGUGCAAAACGCACACGUCGACGCACACACGGUACAGAAGAAGCGAGCUAUAUGUGUACAGUGUCCGCACGCAAGGCAAUAGGCAAUAGGGCACGCAAAAUCAAUGAAAGGUAAACGAAAAAUUAAUAAUAGUAAAUAAAUUCGUGUGCGUGUAGUAGCAAUGCUAGGACCGGUGAAUGGAUGACAUAAGCAACAAGAAGAAGGUGUCUGCUGUAUAACAUGUCGAACACAUAGGACUAGUGCUGAAUUAACCGAUAGCAAGCGAGGCAGGAGAAAGAAAACCGCUGAACACGGAGGCGAACACAAUGUGCGGAGAAGCGUGUGUGUGUGUAAAAGUUUAAUGUUAAAAUUAUUUUUAAUUAUUAUUUAAAGGAUCACCGAGGAAGAUGGUAUACAUGGAUGUAUCAUGCUGUGUAAAAUUGAAGAAAAGAUAAACAAACAACUUAGCGCAGCGCGGUAUGUAGAUUGCUCGGAAUGGUUCGCAAACAGGGGAAAAGUGGUAGUCAAGUCUGUUAAGAUCGUUUGUUCGUUUCAAAUUGUUUAUUUUUACUUUACAUCAGUCAUGUUUUGGACGAAAAGCGUGCGUUUUGUUUGUGUUUUUUUAGCCAGAGUAGAAGCAGCAGAACAGGCCUUUGUACGAGUGCAACAUCCUGAAAAUCGUCUCACUUGUGUGUGGUUACUGAAAGUAACAGAAUUGCCUCUGUUCUAUAAUACGUAAGCCACACACUUACACACACUCACACAUCAAUAAAAAUUUUAAAUUCACUAUCACGAAGGCUACACAAUACGAGGCAAGAAAAGAUUUGCAUAACAAGGUGGAUAAAAUUGAUUGUGCAUACCGUGUACAUGAAGAGACCCAAAUCAAAAAUAAUACGAAAAAGGAAAGAAGUUAAAAAGAAAAUGAAAGUGUUUUAAACCAUCCGUUUUGUGUUGGUAAACCUCAUUAACUGUUCUGGCUACUGCCGAUCGGCUGGGGUCGUGUUAGCCUAGCUUGGUUUGCUACAAGAAGCAGGAUCGAUUCCAUGGCUUCGUGUGGUGUGUAGGGCCGAACGUUUGACAUUAUUUCAUAGAACCCCGCCCAAGCUUUAACUUUUGGAGCGAUAUCACCAACCCAAUUCAGUCACCGGAAAUUGUCCCAUUAAGCAUUCACGACAAACACGAACGGGAGACGAAAUAUUUUAAUCGGAAGUUAGCGAUAGAAAGAUUUAGCACAGAAAAACGCCAAAUGGCAUUGGGUGGUAGGAGCUGUGUUUUUUUGUUUUGUGUUGUUGUGCGCCAUGCGUAUAUUGUACUUUAUUCGCGUGUUGAAUGAAAUAUUUUAUUUCUAGACGAUUGGUUCAAAGCAACUGCCGCAACUUACCACGAAGAAGGAAAUUAAAUUGUAUGAAACAGAGAGUUAAUAAUGUUGUUAUUGGAGCAAACAAGCACCAAUAAGGCAGCGUGUAAAACGCAGUAAAGGGCGAAACCAGAAUACGUUAAGUGCGAGACACCUCUAAAACAUAUAGUAAGCCAAUAAUCUAAGCCCAAGCGCGUUGGUAAAUCAAUGUGCGGGAAGCGCCAGUUAGAAAAAUAGAAAAAUAUAGCGAAAAUACUAAAAAAAAACAGAAACAACCAAGAGCGGUAGAAUAUAAUAAUCGUAUCACCGUGGCAUAUUUGAUUGUGCCGUUUUGUUCAAUUUGUUUUCCUUUUUGGAAAGGGUUCUGAGAUGAUGAAAAUCGCCCAAAGCGGCCACAAAAUAGAUGUGGAAUGGACUCAGGAAGUGAGGGAUUCGAUCAAACAAACGGUUCGCAAAAUGCGGUAGACAUUACAAUCUUCCGUUGGCACGACUUUUGAAUUGGUGCACCCUUGUAUAUUACAAUAGCUUAUUGCGUAUUGCAUGAUCUUUUCUCGUAAGGCAAACAUAGGAAUGAUCUCGCAAAGAUAUCUUCUGCCGACACAAGGCACACAAAGUGAUGGCUAAAGUGUUGGUAUGGGUUGGGUGUUGAAUUGAAAGAACUUCUUUUCAUUGAACCUAACACGCCGCAUAGUCAAAGCGAAUUAAAUCAUCACUCAACGAUCGGGAACGAGAUGAUCAUCAUAAGCGUGUGUGGUAAUGGGAUUUUUUCCAAGGGUCUAUGUGCGUUUGGUAGAUAUUGUUCUGCCACUGGAACGCUAAACCAUUGUAUAAAGCGAUUCUACUCGAAAGCCUAGUACACACACCGUAGGAUACAUAGUAGGACCCAGGUCCCAUAACUUAUGCUGCAGACGAUCCGAUCGAUCUCACGUUCUGCAGCAUAUAGCAUGUAACAAACGCGGGCAUGUAUCCAGCUUUGCAUACGUGUUGGAUACAGCGUAACUGUUAUGUAUGGAAAAUGAUACAAUUUAUUUACCAUGCGCGUAAGCAAGAAGUGUUAAUAGGCUGUUUUCUUUUAUCGUUUCGUGUACUGUAUAGGGAAGGGCUUUUCCGGUGAAUGAUGAUUGACUUUUUGCUGCUGGCAAACAUGUGUAAAGUAAGGUUAGCUUUUGCUGUUAGGGUGAUUCUCUCAAAGUAAUGAAGUUCAAUAGCAAUUUGCUGUGUACGCGAACACAGCACUGAAGAAAAAAAAAUACGGCAAACAUAAUGAAUUUUCAUUAUCGAGAGAUGCUAGCUGAUAAAUCGAACGGUUACUGAACAGAACAUAUACAUAAAUCUUUAAACAAAACACACACGUAGCUGCGUUGUCCGCAUAAUGCAAGAUGGGGAAGAGGUGGAACAGUAUAUGGUUAAUCAACUGAUAAAUUAUUUUAAAUGGAAGAAAAUUAACAAAAAAAUCAUUCGCAAGCUGAAGGCGACGAGUAGUGAAACAAAAAACACAUAAUAGAGAGAUAAACACAGUAAGACGUAUAUGAGUAAAAUCUUUGUAGCAUAUAUAUAAAUACAUAUAUAUAUAUAAAUAUAAUUAAUAAAAAUGGCAAGGAAUAUAUAUAUAUACUACAGCAUAAGUAAUUUAAAGGCAUCAACCAAUAUGUGGAGUGGAAGCCAGAUGGAAUCGUGGUUGAAUUAUUAAUUACACUUUACGCAUGCAAAGUAACGCGAAAGCCACCAGAGAUAUACCGGCUAUAUACUGUUUGAUUCAAGUACUGUUUUGUGUUUGGGACGCGUGUUUCGUACCAAAGGACAGGGUUGUUAUAGCACGGAUAAAACAAUCACGGUCAAGGACAAUUUAUUUAAAUGAAAUCCACCGUGACCAUGACCCUGUGUGUGUAUGUGUGGGAAGACUUUCGUGUCCGUGUUUGCAGUUGAAAGAACGGAUGGUACAAUCUCUUAUGGUGUGCAAGGAUUAUGUUUAUCUUUCGGUAGCAUUAAUUGAAUCUGUCAAGAAGGGGGAAAUACGGUUAAGAUAUGUUGUCCGGGCUCGUGAUAACAUGCGCCGGUUCGUUAAAUUGUCCCGUACCUUUUUCUUGUUUUGGAUUGAGAAGAUUUUGUAUCCUAAAGAGAGGAAAUGAAAUUAAUUUAAAUUAUAAUAAAACUUCACGACACUUCAAGAACAACGUAAUGCUGCAAACGUUAUAAUUUAUGGACGUAUUAGUCAACAUUAUCGCUCUUAUUUAACUAAUGAAACAAAUUAGAAAGAACCGAUUCAGCAAAACACGAUUGGAGAAAAAGACGAGAAAAAAAAACAAACAAACAAAACACAACGGAAUCGUAAGAUUGUAAAACGAAAGUCAGCUAAUAGCAUUUCACUUAUACUCACAAGAAAGUAAAUAGUACUAAACUCUAGCAAAAAGACUUAUAAAGAGGCAUGAAAUAACAUGAAAAGAUGUAGCAUAAUUUUCAGACACAUGAAACGAGCACCGGCAUAGCAAAGAAUUAAAGGAACAAAAAUACAUUUGCAAUACAUGAUAAAAUGUAAUGUCUUAACACUGCGUAACAAACAAACAAAAGUAACACAAACAAUGUUUCCCAAUGUUCUAAGAACACUCUCACACAAUCACACACAAAUUCAUCUGAGUACUACGCGUUACGCAUGUAAAGGAGAACACCAAAUUUGGAAUAAAAAUUUGCCACACCUACACGCAUACAACAUAAUACAAGUUCAGUGUACGUUCUCUUCUAGACACAGCAUACGUGAACAAAAAAAAGGAACACACAACACAGAAAAGCACGUAAAUUUCAGAAAAAAGCGUAAGCAUUACAUAUUUCCAACUAAUACCAGAAUUCCCAUUUUUAUGUCCAGGCAAAACGAGAACUCAAACCAGGAAACUUACACAACACUUGUGUGCAAAAGAAAAGGAGAGAGAGGAAAAAAACAGUAAAAGUGCAUUGUUAGAAAAAGAAACGAAGAAAGUUAAAAAAGUGACGAAUAAAAAAAUGUGAAAAAAAAACAAAACAAAACACAGAUGUAAGUAAAGUACAUUGCUAUAUACAAACCUAUGAUAUGAUAAUUCUAUAGAUGCAAUCAACAUACACAAACCCCCAAAAGGGUGGUGUAUAAUCGAAAUCGGGGGUUUACGGUCGAUUUGAGAAGAAAGUAAGUCUGUCAUACGCAGACAAACACACAGAGACAAGAAUCGAACAACAGUGCGGAACGUGGUGUGUGUUUUUUAAUUUCUGUUUCAUGUUUUCCUCUUUUUUAUUAACUUGUUGCGUUCCUUUGAUUUUCUUGGUAUAUUUAUAUUUGUUUCGAAAUCUGUAAUUAUUAUUCCAACGGAAUGUAUAUUAUUAGUUUUGCAGAAUCUUAUCGCAUUAUCGCAGAAAAUGUUGAGAAAAGGAUUCCCUUUAUAUGUAUAUAAGUUUUGCUUUAAUUUCAAUAAUAGUUUGUUUGGUUUGUUUUUUUUUUUUAAUUAUUAAUUAUUGUUUAAAGAGAUUAUUUCUACCUGUUUGCUGUUAACGUGUGUAAGUCAGGAUUAAUAAUGGUACGCACGCUCCUUAUCAUAAUCAUAUCCUGCUGCUGAAUGCAUAUAUAAUCGAUGGCGGCGAAGAAAGGAUUUUAUAUUUUCCCGUAAUCGAAAAUAUACAACACGAACACGGCGUAAUCUGGUGUCUUUCCGAUCUCAGUAGCAUAGCAGUAGUAGAAAGAAAGAGAAGAGAUAGAAGCAACAAAAACGAUGAAGGAAAUAAUCAAACCAGCAAAGAGUCAAAGCGUUGUAGAACAGUAGAAAUACGUUUAACCGAUAAUUGGUUGAUAAACGUCACUGUUUAACUAGUGGUGCAACUGGAAAGCAAAGUAAGAUUUAUUACUCAAAGCACACUCACACAAAAUAACGAUAUUCGACAGAGAGAGAGAGAGAAAGAGAGAGACAGUUAUGCCAUUUAGCACCAAAAACAAAAAAAAACCGCGGCCGCGUGUUAGCCGACAUUGUGUUGGUACAGUUAGGUGCCGUUUUGCUGUUGGUUUGAUUUAGAAAUUUCACAAAGAAUCCAAUUUAAAAAAACUCCCCGCGAUAACAACGCACACACACACAUUAAACACCGACAAAUGACUACAUCCUAGCAGCACGGUUAUGAAUGUGGUAAAACAUGCAGAACAAAGUUUAGCGUAGAGCAGAAGAGAAGAAAGACACACAACACAACACUCGUUUCCCCCUAGUUACUAAAAUUGAAUGUGUGCAGGCUUAGGUGAAAAUAGCACAUAUAUGAUAUGAUUAAAGAAAUAGUAAACAAAACAGCCUGUAAGCAGAAAGUAUCACAAUCAGCAAAACAGAAAUUCACGCGCACACACACACACUCAACCAAAAGGGCAGUAUACGAAAGGGCAAAAUAUUCGCGAUACCUUUCGGCAAGGAAAAGUGUGUAUCCCAGGAGCCUAUGUCAUCUUACUUUUCCACCGCUCAGUCGCGAUGAGAAGAGCAAUAGGUGCAAAAUCGCUGCAAGAUACUUUAAUGUUCUAGUACUAAAAAGCAAAAAGCAUCAAGUGCAAAAAGAAACUACAAAACUAAUAACCGCUCUUCUUCCCACCCAUAAACCAAACAAAACAGAAGUGAAAGGAAGUUGCAGUUCAAAAUCAAUAGUUAAAAAAAAACAGAAAACAAAAUAGUGUUCGUUUCUCAUGGCGAAGAAGUAUAGUAGCGUGUCGUACGGUGGUAGUGUAAAGAGGAAAGCAACAAAGAUGGCGGAUGCUGGUGUUUCCAUAGUUUCCACAGGUUGGUUCUUCUCGAGUGUUUUUUUGGUAACGGGGAGCUGCUUGCACAUUUAUCUCUGUGCGAAAUUUAUUGCAAUUUUAUCAAUAGAAAAGUAACGUAUGGAAUUUUCAAAAUCAAACAGAAUAACAAACAGUUGUUAUUUUUCACACUCUGUAGAACAAAUGAUAAUUGCGCAGCAGGUGUGCGCAGGUGUGACAUCAGUCUUACGUGGUUGAGUGUUUGACAAUGAAUGUUCUAAAGCGGCCUGUUAAGUUCCAUCUUCUCUAGUGGGCAAGUAGUGUUUAAUUAUUUCCUCUAGUUGGAGAAGAAGCAAACAACAACAGCAACAGAAAAAUAAAACUAACAACAACAACAAAAAGAGAACUCUAACUUGAAAAAAAAAGGACCAGAACAGUGAAAUUAAAGCGCUAAACACACGUGUAAAGUGAAGAGGAAAAUUUAAACUGUAGUACAUUAGACACACUGUGAAGGUCGUUCGAUCCGUCGGACUAUUGGCGUUUGUGGUUUUGUUUUAGUUAACAAAUAAGCUAGCACCAAGCUACAAAACAAACAAGC